Chinchilla lanigera (long-tailed chinchilla) is the source of this 6143-nucleotide messenger RNA. It is a transcript of the gene Arhgef28, whose product is annotated as Rho guanine nucleotide exchange factor (GEF) 28. Gene Ontology annotation, molecular function: guanyl-nucleotide exchange factor activity. The record is from RefSeq and is a predicted model, not a curated record. NCBI's taxonomy places the organism in Eukaryota, Metazoa, Chordata, Mammalia, Rodentia, Chinchillidae. Gene Ontology annotation, biological process: regulation of Rho protein signal transduction; cell morphogenesis.
GCGGGGGAGCAGCGCCUCGCCUGGGCUCCGGACGCCGCGGGGCUCCCGCUCCAGAUGCAGAAGCCAUGGAGUUGAGCUGCAGGGAAGUUCCUCUUUACGGGCAGAUGACAGUCUAUGCAAAGUUUGGCAAAAAUGUUUAUCUUCCUGAAGACGCGGAGUUUUACUUUAUUUAUGACGGAUCUCAACAGAGACACAUUGUGAUCGCAGAGCGCACAGAGGACAACGUGCUACAGUCCAGCAUUCCAGGCCACCGGCUGCAGGAGGUGGUGACAGUGUCUGUAUGCCUCUGCUCAGAAGGUUAUUCCCCAGUGACCAUGGGCUCCAGCUUGGUGACCUACGUGGACAACAUGGCCUGCAGGCUGGCCCGUUUGCUGGUCACCCAGGCCAACCGCCUCACAGCGUGUAGUCACCAGACCCUGCUGACACCGUUCGCCCUGACGGCGGGCGCACUGGCUGCGUUGGAUGAGGAGCUUGUGAUGGCGAUGACCCAGCUGGAGCUGCCUGCAGGGUGGACUGUCCUGGGCGACUCUUCACCUGAGGUGUCUCUACCCAGAGAGUCUCUUCUACACCUGGCUGUGAGAUGGGGGCUGGCUAAGCUUCCCCACUUCCUCUUAUGUCUCCCUGGGGGUGUCCAGGCCUUGGAGUUACCCAAUGAAGAGGGUGCCACGCCAUUAGACUUAGCCUCACGUGGCGGACACUCCAAGCUUGUGGAAGAGAUCACAAAUUUCCAGGGCCCACGUUCCCCAGGCUUCUCCCGGGCAAGGCUCAGUGAGGACGCUUCUCUGCAGUACGUGCACUCAUCAGACACGCUGACUCUGACCCUUAACCACACAGCUGGGCACUUGCUGGAGGCAGAUAUUAAACUCUUCCGAAAAUACUUUUGGGACAGAGCCUUUCUUGUUAAGGCUCUUGAGCAAGAAUCCAGGCCAGAGGAAAGACCAGCCAUGCCCUGUGGAGCUGCAGAAACUAAAGAAGAGAUUAAGAACUUGGUGUUGAGCGGAUCACCACCUGAAAAGGAAGAUGGGAAGUGUGUUGAAAGCCUGGCUGUUCAACUGAAUGAACAUGAGGACCAGGCCAGCCUAGAUGUAGGUCGCUCCUGUGAUGUCCUCAGGAAGCCCACAUAUCCCGCAGUGUUCCCCGGGGCAGGCCAGCUCUCCGACAACAUCCUGAAUGGGGGCGAAGAGGUCUAUGCCAACUGCAUGGUGGUAGAUCAGGUUGGCGAUUUGGAUAUCAACUAUAUUAACAUUGAAGGACUCUCAGCCCACACUGAACCUGACUCCAUGGGUUCAAAUCUGGGCUCCCACAGCUGCGAGCACCUGGAGCACCUGGUUCCUGCUCACACCCGCGCCAUCAUGUACUCACUCAGGGAGAAUGGCAACCUGGCCCUGCAUGCCGAAGCCCGGCAGUGCGUCCCCUCGCCGACCAGAGCAGGUCCUUGCAACUUGAAUAUUCCUUUCGGUCUUCAUGAGUUUGUAAUGGAACAAAGUUCUCUGAAGAAGAGAAGUUCCAGCCUUGAUGCCCUGGUUGCCAACAGUGAGGAGGAAGGAUGUUCUGAGCAGCCGCACACUUGCUCUAGUCCAGUGCCUCAGAGUCCCUCAGGAACUGGGCUUCCCAGUGGGGACGAAUUGGACUCUUUCGAGAGCAACAAUGAACCAUAUUUUAAUAUCUCCAGGACGGAAUCGCUUUCCCUAUCAAGUAAUCUUCAGCUGAAGGACACGUUGCUUUCUGGGAUUCGCUCACGUUCUUACUCGUGCUCAUCCCCUAAAAUUUCUUUGAGAAAAACGCGGCCAGGACGAGAUUUUGCAGUGUGCAAUUCAGGGGAAGGGCAAAGAGCUUAUAGCCUAUCGGAGCCACCCGGAGAGAAAAGAAUUGAGGAAGAGGAAUGGGAUAAAUUCAUCAUUCCUGCCAAAUCAGAGUCUGAAAAGUAUAAAGUGAGCCGAACUUUCAGCUUCCUCAUGAACAGGAUGACUAGCCCUCGGAAUAAAUCCAAGAUGAAAAACAAGGAUGCCAAAGACAAAGAGAAACUCAAUCGACAUCAGUUUGUUCCAGGAACACUCUCUGGGGCUCUGCAGUGUGUGGCGUGUGAUAAGACACUCCUGGGGAAAGAGUCACUCCAGUGUUCUAACUGUAAUGCAAAUGUUCAUAAGGGUUGUAAAGAUGCCCUGCCUCCAUGUAUCAAGAAAUUCCAAGAGAAAUACAACAAGAACAAACCACAGACCAUCCUUGGAAGUUCUUCAGCUAGAGACAUCCCACAGCCUGGUCUCUCCUUGCACUCUUCAUCUUCUAUGCCUGUUGGACUCCCAGCUCCGAGGAAGGAACCCUCAGGGCAGGUGCCUCUGCUAUCCAGAAGCGUUCCAAGUACCACCCUGGAAAGCUUCAGGAGGUCAACCACAUCCUUAGAGUCUGAGGGUGAUGGGAACAACUGGCGAAGCAGUUCUCACUCCGAUGAGCUGCUGCAGUCCAUAGGCUCCUCUUCCUCCAUGGAGACUUUCAUCAUAGAAGAUGUCAUGGACUCUUCCCUGUGGAGCGACCUCAGCAGCGAGGCCCAGGAGUUUGAAGCGGAGUCAUGGAGCAUGGUGGUGGACCCCUCGUUUUGCAGUCGGCAUGAGAAGGAUGUUAUCAAAAGGCAAGAUGUUAUUUUUGAGCUAAUGCAAACAGAAAUGCAUCACAUCCAGACCCUGUUCAUCAUGUCUGAGAUCUUCAGGAAAGGCAUGAAGGAGGAGCUGCAGCUUGACCACAGCACCGUGGAUAAGAUUUUCCCCUGUUUAGAUGAGUUGCUUGAAAUCCACAGGCAGUUCUUCUACAGUAUGAAGGAGCGCAAGCAGGAAUCCUGUGCUGGGAAUGACAGGAAUUUCGUGAUCAACCGGAUUGGAGAUAUUCUGGUACAGCAGUUUUCAGAGGAAAAUGCAAGUAAAAUGAAAACAAUAUAUGGUGAAUUCUGCAGCCAUCAUAAGGAAGCUGUUAGCCUCUUCAAAGAACUCCAGCAGAAUAAAAAGUUUCAGAACUUUAUCAAGCUCCAAAAUAGUAAUCUUUUGGCUCGACGCCGAGGAAUUCCAGAAUGCAUCCUUCUGGUCACCCAGCGCAUCACGAAAUACCCCGUUUUGGUGGAAAGGGUGCUGCAGUACACAAAGGAAAGAACCGAGGAACAUAAGGACUUAUGCAAAGCUCUUUGCUUAAUUAAAGAUAUGCUUGCAGCUGUGGAUCUAAAAGUUAGCGAGUAUGAGAAAAACCAGAAAUGGCUUGAGAUCCUGAAUAAGAUUGAAAACAAAACCUACACGAAGCUCAAAAACGGCCACGUGUUCAGAAAGCAGGCACUGAUCAGUAAAGAAAGGACACUGCUAUACGACGGCCUUGUUUACUGGAAAACUGCUACAGGCCGCUUUAAAGAUAUCCUAGCUCUACUUCUAACUGACUUGCUGCUCUUUUUACAAGAAAAAGACCAGAAAUACAUCUUUGCAGCUGUGGAUCAGAAGCCAUCAGUUAUUUCCCUGCAGAAGCUCAUUGCUAGAGAAGUUGCUAAUGAGGAGAGAGGAAUGUUUCUGAUCAGUGCUUCAUCCGCUGGUCCCGAGAUGUAUGAAAUCCACACCAACUCCAAGGAGGAACGGAAUAACUGGAUGAGGCAGAUCCAGCAGGCCGUAGAAAGUUGCCCGGAAGAAGAAGGGGGAAGGACAAGUGAGUCUGAUGAGGAGAGGCGGAAGGCUGAAGCCAGAGCGGCAAGAAUCCAGCAGUGUCAAGAAAUACUCAGUAACCAGGACCAGCAGAUCUGCACGUAUCUGGAGGAAAAGCUGCACCUCUAUGCUGAACUUGGGGAACUGAGUGGCUUUGAGGACGUCCACCUGGAGCCCCACCUCCUCAUUAAGCCUGACCCGGGAGAGCCCCCCCAGGCCGCCUCCUUACUGGCUGCAGCACUGAAAGAAGCGGAAAGUCUGCGCAUCGCAGUGAAGGCCUCGAAGCUGCAUGGUGUGAGUCACUCCUCCAAGGACACUGGUGCAGAGUCUGCCUCGAGGGGUGCGCUGGGCUCUGACGACGUCCCAGGCUCGCCUGCUGCCUCACCAGCCACGGAAGGGACGGAAGGAAGAGGCUGCUGGGAUGUGGAUCCCGGGAUCCAGGGCGUGCUAACCCGCUUGGCAGCCUCCGAUGCGGGGGAGAAGGUGGAGCGUCGAAGUUUCCCAGGGUCUUCCCAGGCAGAGAUUGUACAAGCUAUACAGAACUUAACUCGUCUCUUAUACAGCCUUCAGGCUGCCUUGACCAUCCAGGACAGCCACAUCGAGAUCCACAAACUGGUCCUCCAGCAGCAGGAGAGCCUGGCCCCUGGCCACUCUUUCCUGGGCGGCCCCUUCCAGGACCAGGAGAAGUCGCACAGCCUGGAGAAGCAGCGUGAAGAGCUGGCCGACGUCCACAAGCUCCAGCACCAGCUGCAGCAGGAACAGAGGCGCUGGCUGCGCACCUGCGCGCAGCAGCAGCGGGAGCAGGAGGCCAAGGAGAGCUGGCUGCAGGCGCGGGAGCGGGAGUGCCAGUCGCAGGAGGAGCUGCUGCUGCGGAACCGCGGCGAGCUGGAGCACCAGCUGCAGGAGUACCGGCAGAACCUGGAGCGGCUGAGAGAGGGCCAGCGCCUGGUGGAGCAGGAGAAGGAGAGGGUGAGAGCGCAGCAGGGCCUGCUGGGCCCCUGGAGGCACAGUCGGCAGCGGAGCCUCCCUGCAGCCUUCCCUUCCUGCCCAUCUGGGAGCGAGGAGGUAAUGGAACUUAAUCGAUCUGAGAGUUUGUGUCAUGAAAAUUCAUUCUUCGUCAAUGAAGCUUUAGUACAAAUGUCACUUAAUACUUUCAGUAAGCCGAAUCCAUCAGGUACCUACCAAGAUGUCACCUGCUUUACACACAUUCCCAGCUCUGAUUUGGUAAGGACUAGUGAAAAUCAAAUAGACUUCAAGACAGACAGUUGUCAGCCUUCAGAUGUCAACCAUGAACUGUGGACAGCCGCCGGGCCUUGCCAUCAGAUACCUCCUCUCCAGGACAGCAACAAGGAUUCUUGUCAAAAUGAUCUUGACACCUCCUGGGCAAAGUCUGCAGCCCUCCAGGACUCAGAUCCAUACUGCCCUCAGCUGCAGACGUUUAUAGCAGAAGCAAAGCAAAAUCUAUCGACGCUGGUCUUGCAAGAUGGGCAAGCUGAUGAUAGAGCAGAAGAAGAUAUUGUUUACCUCUAAUUGUGUUGUCAUUAUUUUACCAAACAAACCCAGCUCUGGCACUUUUGGGAGAACCUUUCUUCCCCCUUCCUUCUGUGUGUGACCAAGCCCAAAUUGCUUUAAGAAUACUAUUUACUUGGCCUGCAUCUAAUAUUUAAAUUAUUGAAAACAGCUCUGUAUAAUCUUUAACUUAUCAUACCUACUUUCAGGUUUCUGGAGGGGAAACUAACUUGAAUAAGCAGGAGUGCAUUAAACGUUUCUUUGACUUUAGAGUAAAAUUCCAUAUUGCAUUUUAUAUGCGGUCACCUGGAUUUGGAAAUCAAUGGCUUUUAAAAUGGAGAUGAAGCAAUUUGGGUUUAAAGAGUGAUCUUCACAAGGGAUGACCUUUCACUGUCACGGCAGUUGGUUGUUGGUAUCCAAAAAGGCACAGGCGGCUAUGGGGAAGGCCUUUCCUCAGCUUGCUUCCCUGUGUCCAUCUCUUUGGGCAUCAGAGAUAGAGAUCUGUCACCAUCACCAUCCUGUCAGUAUGUCCUGGUGGGCACCUCUUCUGGCCCUGUAGCCACCAUCCCAGGAAUACAGUCUGCAGGUGGUAAGGACUGGAGCUACGUGCUGAGACACACUGUCUUUGUCCUAACACUGGUGAGAUCUCAUGGCAGCGGUCACAGAAUCCUUCAACCCAGAGCUCCCUGGAGACAUUUGUGAUAUGAACAGUGAAACUCCUGAAAACCUCCACUUCCAUCAGCCAGGCUGUCUCUGCUGCCCCCUGGACCACGAGCGACUAUCACGCGCAAAGGAAGCCUUUCCUUUGUGACAGACACACUCCCAGUGAGCUUGCUGCUGGAGCGCCUUCCCCACAGAGGACACCUGGCUGGCCCUGCCUUUAAACCAGGAGAUGUUUUCAUUAUGUUCUUAAGAAAUAUUUGUAUAUGUUUUGGUCAGUGUCAAUAAAUACCUUUUACGUCAUUA